Molecule: messenger RNA, 5744 nt
Organism: Fusarium odoratissimum NRRL 54006
Lineage: Eukaryota; Fungi; Ascomycota; Sordariomycetes; Hypocreales; Nectriaceae
Exons: 2
Coding region: 961-5175 (1404 amino acids)
Biological process (GO): regulation of transcription by RNA polymerase II
Cellular component (GO): nucleus
Molecular function (GO): protein binding; transcription coregulator activity; double-stranded DNA binding
Source: RefSeq, a predicted model, not a curated record
UGUGGAAGAGGGACUCGCUGGGUAAACGACCGACCCCGAGAGGCCCAGCUAAGGUACGGAACAAGAGCAAUCCAUUACCCACGAAGCUACUACAUUAGCACAGUUCAAAGUCAUCUCAGCCAGCAAAUGCCUGCACUGUCGCUUAUUCUGUCUCUGUUCAUUUAUCUCCACUACGUACACCAGCUAGUAACAGCCUCUACUGCUAGCCCAGACCAGACAGGCCAGACAGACCAUCUGGAGACUCAGCGCAUCAAUCAAGUCAAUCAAUCAAUCAAUCCCAUCCAACUCUUUGCCUCGCUACUUACCUACCUAUUCUAUUUCUCUCUCAUCCUCUCUUGUCAUCAUCAUCCCUUCCUUAUUCCCCUCACUAUACGAAAAUUGUAAUCUUUUUCUUCUUCACUCGCCACACGCACACAUAACGCAGUACACACCUUUUAGCUGCGAACACGCACCUGGACCAGGGGUAUCUGACAGCACAGGACCCUGACCGUCUCGCUCGUCCCGUCUCGUUUUUCCAUUGACUGACCUGCUUGACCUGCUGGCGCCUGCCGACUGUGCCCGCUGUGUUCGCGUGCGUCUACUCCGUACCAUCCAAAACCAAACCAAACCAACCCAAACCCAAACCGCUAGGGGCUCGCCCAUCCAUCCAUAUUACGAUCCUGCCCCAACAAUCACGAAUUGCCGAUUUCUCUGAUUAUCGAUUCGACGCCCGAACUCGUCAGCAACACAUUCUGUUCCUAAACAGAACAACAUCGCAUUUUCGUCUACGACCAGCAUCGACAUUUUUACUCGAGCCCGCAAUCGAAUUUACGUGUGUUGAUGCCUUGAACGCUUUUUGCCGACUCCCCCGCGCGACGCCAACAGUAUUCUGCGACGCCAAUUUCAAUUGAACCUACCGAUCACCACUUUUCCCGUUGUCCACCGACGCCUACGGGUCGUUCCAGCCUCUCUUCGCUGGUCAUGACGCCCGCUCCUACCGGCCCAGGUAGCCCUCUGAUCGCAGGAGCUGCUAUGUCGGGCGGCGAUUUCAACGAUUUUUCCGAUGAAGAGCUUGGCGCUUCAAACCUCUUCGACUUUUCUAAUAGCCCAGAUACCCUCCAGUCAUUCGAGUCGCUCGGCGGAAACGACGCGAAAACGUUUCUCACACCCCAAGAAUUAACAGGGGCACCUCUUCCUGAUUCUCCGAACGGUUCCUAUCAAGACUCAUCAUCUGAAACGGCCUCCUCUAAACGCACUGCAACCCCAACCUCCAAGGCCGCCAUGCACCCCGCUGAAGCGAUGUUGGAGGAAGACGAAAUGAAGGUGGAAUGGGGAAACAGCUUUUUUAACGACGACGAUCACUUUGUUUUUGGUCAAAAUCACGACGAUGCGUCAAUGGAAAUGUACCCUUUUGGCGAACCUGGAGAAUCCAUCCUCGAGCACCCCUACGAUAUGGACACCGCUUCUAGUAGCCCAGAAGGCUUAAAUACAGAACAACCGGCUCUCACAUCUCAGAUGCCCACAGUCAGCUCGAAAGCCCCUAUCAAAGAUGCAACACCUAAGAGGAAGAAAGCACAGGGUCACCAGAAAGCCUCUUCAGUAUGUUCAUCGCACAAUUUUUUCAACCAGACGAGCCCUUUGUUAACGAACUUGAAGCAAUACUCGGUAUCUUCAGCAAUGAAUGGAUUAAAAACAUCAGCAUCACGAGAAGUUUCGCCAAUGUCCAACAUGGUGCUGAGCCAUGGCAGUUCUCCAGCGCCUCUCUUCAAUUCUCCCUCGCCCAAUACUCAAAUAGAUUUCUCUAGAGUUGUGAAUGGAGGAGUGGGAGCACAGCAUGUGUGGCCAAACAAAAUCGACGUGGCAGCGCAACCAGUACCCGACAGCUUGCCUAUGCAUUUUAGCGGUCAGAUGAACCAGCCUAUGCCUAUGCCGCAGCAAAUGCCAAUGCCCACACAAUUCAACUUCAAUGGACGAUGCCAAUUAAAAAUCAUGCCUACGCCUCUCAAGUCGAGGGUCGAGACCCAGAUCCCUAUCAAAAUGACCCUGUGGCCAUUGCCGCCUGGGGUCACCAAACUGCAUCUGCCACCCCACACCAUUUCAAAGCCUAAGCUGUUGUCGAAGCCAACGCCUGAGAAGUCUCCAGAUAUGCUCGAGCUGCAUGUCUCAUUAGUUUGCACGAGUGCAAUGGAUGAGCCUGGUGUCAAAGAAGCCGCGCUCAAGCGGGCGGCAUCACACCCCCAGGGCUAUCUUCCGCCUCUGCCAGAUAACAACAGUUCUCAACCAAAAGGCGGCGAUGUACGUAUUUGCCAAGGUUGCAUAACGAGAGAGCGAAAGCGCGCGGCUCGGAAAAAGAUCAAGAAGCCAGAGGAAGAGAAGGUCUGGCUGGAAGACGAAGAGCGCCGUGUCAUUGUCUUCAACACGCAAGAAGUCAAGGACUGGCAACCUCCCAGCGGCGUCAUGGAGUCAACUGUUCCCGAGGGUACCAUGCAGGUUGAUGCUGCGAUGCGCAUUGCUUGCUAUUGUCGACACCAUGGCGAAAAGAUGGGAUUCAAUGUUAUCUUCACCAUUAAAGAUUUCCAAGACAGAGUCGUCGCCCAGGCCAUGUCAAACCCAAUUAUGAUCACUGACGACCACAAGACUCACCCAAUUGCUCAGGUUGCGGCACAGCAGCCAGCUAUUCCAGAACCCCCUAUGCCAUCCCUACCCCAAGCAAGUAUUGAGAACAACGUUCUUCUACCACCUACCACCAAUGGAUCCUUCCGCAUGUCGCCGUCUAACGGCGAUUUAUCGAAUAUGCAUAGAAGCAGCCAGGCCUCAUACCAAUCUAAAGCAUCGUCAACUGGUAAUCUUGGUAGGACACUCUCGCGCCCAGCUUCGCCAACUCUUGGUGGCCCGAUGGCAAAGAAGAGAAAGUCAAGCGCUUCGAGAGUUCCUAAUGGACUUACCAUGACCCGCUUGGAUACGUCACCCUCACCUGGGGCGGAUGUCAAUCAGCUAUCUAAUGCUACAUCCCCUUUUACACCUAACCUCGCUGCCUUCUCUCAAGCCGAUCCGAUGUUUGGACAGCAAGCAAUGGCCUUUACCACAGGUCCUCCUACACCCAGCAACGAGCUACCAGGGUUCUACGCCAAUCACCGCUCCGCGAGUAUGGAUAACAUGGCCAUGGCGCAGCUUUACUCAGCACCUGCUUCAGGACACCCGAGCCGUGCUCCCAGCCCCAAUGGCCUUCGAAACAGUAUCGUUGGCAACCCCCAGAACCAAUUUGCCCAGGCACUCGCAAGCACCUUCAGUGUGCCUACAGGCAUGACGCCACUGCGAGCACCUCCAGUCAUUCACAAGAUCAUUCCCAACGAGGGUCCUACAGUGGGAGGUAUUGAAGUGACAGUUCUGGGUGCUGCCUUUUUCCAGGGGCUUGAAAUCUGGUUUGGCAACCACAAAGCCACGACUACUACGUUCUGGGGCGAAUCAUCAGUUGUCUGUCUACUGCCACCCGCUCCUGGCCCUGGACCUGUGCCAGUCACUUUCAAGAACCAGAACCCUCAGGCCGGCCAAGCUUUCUUAAACACAGCAAAACAGCCGCCUACUUUCAAUUACUUGGACGAUGGCGAGGACAAGCUGAUUCGAGCUGCUCUGUCUGUACUGGGGCAUAAGAUGUCGGGCCAAAUGAUUGAUGCCAUGGACGUCGCCAGAAGAAUUUUGGAUAACGGAAAUGGAAGCCACUGGUCUGGUGGUUCUGACGGUGCCCAGGGUGGUUCCUCAUCAGGGGGAGCCAUGUUCAGCCAUGCCCCUUAUGCUCAUCUCGAGUCUCAGCUUCUGAAGUGCCUGGACCUCAUUGACCUCGAUGACAGCAUGCACAGAACCCGCCUGGAUCUCAAGAGACCCACCGGUCAUACUAUGCUUCACCUCUCUUGUUCGCUAGGCUACCAUCGCUUGGUUGCAGCCUUGCUGGCCAGAGGUGCAAACCCGGAUGCUAGAGAUAGGGGUGGCUUCACACCUCUUCAUAUCGCAUCGAUCCACAACCACCCUGAGAUCGUUAGAAGGCUCAUGCUGAACGGUGCCGACCCCACCAUCAGGAGCGUAUCUGGACUUGCCGCUUCCGAUAUUGCUCAGUCGCGUGCUGUAAUCCACGCUAUCCGCCGUUCUCAGCGACAUGCCCGAUCCCGCAGCAGCGGUGGCUCCGGUUCUCUUCACAGCCGAGCCAGCAGUGCCACUUCGCUCCGAUCGCUCUGGGAGCCUAUGACUAAGAUUCACAGUCACGAAGAGCCAAUCUCACCUGAUUCUAGCGAGGAGAGUCCAGAGUACACAUCGGGAGAUUUCGAGGAUGAGGAUCCCGAUGAGGAUUCCUACUUGAGCAUGAGAAGACCUAGUGGCUUCAGGCAAGAUCGUGAGCGACCCAAUCUUCGCCGCCAGCAGACUAGCGAAAUGGAGGAGGAACUUGCACCACCUGCUACAACAAUGGCUGCUCUCAAGGAGCAGUUCCAGCAACAGGUCCACCAAUUCCAGCAGUUCCAACAGUCGAUUGCUAUGCAGUUCCAGAAUUUCCCACAUUUCCCUCAGAUGCCUCAAAUGCCUGCAUUGCCUAACAUGCCUGGCUACCAAGCACCCUUCAUGCGACGAGUCCAGCAACUGAUGCCAGGUAUGGCAGGUCCUCGUGCUGAUGGCGAGCAGCCUCAGCGCUGGUGGGAUUCGUCUUCCAAGGCAGCCGCGCCAGCACCUCCGGCUUACGAGGAGAUCUUCCCCCAGGAAAGUCUCGACCAAAAGCAUGAGUCAGCUGCCCGAGCUGCUGUGGAGGCUGAGGCUGAUCAAAAAUGCGCGGCCUUGUUCGACCAGACCACAUCUACUGAGACCGAGUCGGCUGAAAUUACUGAAGUCACCGAAGUGGCUGAAAUCAAGACUGAAGAGCCAGGAGUCCUCAAGAUUGGCCGAAAGAACGCCAUCACCAAGGAGCAGCAAGAGCAAUUCCGCCGAGCACAUGAAGUCAAGAUGAAGAGGAUUAGCAGUGACCACAAUCUGUUCUUCAUCUGGAUCCCCCUCCUCCUUGUAAUGAUUUGCGGCAUGCUAUACAGCUACUUCCCUUGGCUCUUCACCUUUGCCUGGGCUUUUGUUCGCUCACUAUAUCAGAACGGGCUCACCAAGACACAGCAACUACUUCAACAAAAUCUACCAGAGCGGGUUCUCGAAGGUGUUGAAGUUUGAUGAUUUAUGAUGGUGUUCCUCAUCACUUGUUCACAAUCCCAAAGCGUAUUUAUUUCUCCUACGGAUUGGGCUGGGCGUUUAUUAUUUGUUUUACCACUUAUGACCGAUGCAACCUGUUUCUCCUUUAUACUAUUGUCAUUCGUUCAGGCAUUUUUGGUCCCAGCGUACAAAGAACUAUUAUAUCUUCCAGGGCUGCUACAAUGUCCCAAGCGAUCAACGUGAGAUGGAUCUGGAGGAUUUCCAUCAGAAAUACGAAGCGCACAGCGGGUCGACAUGAACAGAGAGCCUUUUCUUUGGCAGUUUUCCCUGGGAUGAACUUGGACGGGCAAUAGAGGUGGUCUUUGAAAUCGGGGUUUCAUCAACUGUUUUAACACACAACUAUGGGAAGUCUCCUAGGCAGAUGGGUGAUUAGGGAAUAAUGAGGUGUUGAUGUUUUCUGGUUAUGGACCUCUGGUGAAUGAAGUGGUUGAAGAUUUUGGUGGAAUGUAAGGAGACUGUAUAUGUAUAUAGGUAUAACCGAAAAGGUAGAAACGAACUGGCUUAAUUGACUGCUAUCCCUUAAUCGUCUG